GAGACACACGUCACACAGACGCACACAAACGCGUACACGCACUGUCACACACUAACACAAACGCAUCACCACACCGACACUGCCAUCAUCGUCCGGUGCUAGGCUAUCCAUUUCUCAUUUCUGUCCUAUUUUAUUUCAUUUCUCCUUUUUUCCCGACCGUCUUCUUUUCCGCACACUUUCCGCACCACCGGUCGACCACGCGUUUUCCGGCCACCGCCCCCGCCAAGUCGCGCGCACAUCAGUAAACAACGCACAAGCAACCGCCCUGAUUUCUUCAACAUGUCGUCUUGGCAAGAUUAUGUCGACAAACAUUUACUGGCGUCCAGGUGCGUCACCAAAGCCGCGAUCGCCGGCCACGAUGGCAACGUCUGGGCCAAGUCCGACGGGUUUGACGUGUCAAAAGAAGAAUUGAGCAAAAUAGCUCUAGGCUUUGAAAAUCAAGAUACAUUAACAUCUUCUGGAAUUACAUUGGCAAGUGUUCGCUAUAUUUAUUUAUCGGGUACUGACAAAGUUAUAAGAGCCAAACAAGGAAAAGUCGGGGCUCAUUGUGUGAAGACUCAACAAACUAUUGUUGUAUCAUUAUAUGAAGAUCCAGUUCAACCACAACAGGCUGCAUUGGUAGUUGAAAAACUUGGAGAUCAUUUAGUUGCCCAUGGUUAUUAAAAAAUUAAUUAUUUACAGUGCAACGAAAAUUAUAACACGGAGUUCGUCAAGAACAAGACUACAAUGCAAUGUUUAUUAAUUUUAUUAAUAUUAAAUUAUCAUAAAUGGAUUCUAUUAAAUAAUUUUAUUAUGAUUUAUACAAAUUUAUAAAAAUCAAUAGAUUUAAAUAAUUCACAAAUUGUACUGUACUGAAGCCAUGUUAAAAUUUUAAGUCUUGUUCUUGUAAGAAAAAGAAAACAAAUAUAUCCCCAGUAAUAAGCAUUUUUAAAAAUUGUAUUUAACUUAGUAAUUACUGUAUUUUUAACUAUCAUUUUAAAUAAUAAGUCAUGAAAUUAUUAUUCUAAAUAAACAAUAUUUUUUUUUUUAUUAUGUUUUUUAAAUUAGUAAGUACUAUAAAUAAAUAUACAUAUUAUAUUAUCAUUUUGAUUAAGGAGUAUUAAAUAUUUAUCAGUUAAUUUUUAAGAUCAAAAUUAUUUUACUCUAAAUUAUUAUGAUUAUUAAAAAAAAAAUCAAAUGAUAUUAAUAUGUAUAUAAACUAUAUUAAACUGUAAUGUUAAUCUUAAGCUUUGUAUGUUAAUAAUAAUAUUUCAUGUCAACAAGUUUUGAUUUUACAUCUUAAUUGUAUUUACACUAAAUAGAUAAAAUCAAUUAUUGGAACAUACUGUAUGUAAGAAUAAAAAGCAACAUUUUUUCUCAUUGGCUUUCCAUAUAUUAUAUAUACAUUUUUAUAUUUUUAAUAAAGAAAUUUAAUAUUAUUUACAUUUAUAAUAUACAUUUUCAAUCUGCUCAUUUAAGUAAUAUAACAUUUGUAAUUGUUAAAUUUUCUAGUCCUGGGGAUCGAUCUUAUUUUAACUAUUAGAGCUCUUAUUGUACAAAUAAAGUAAUAAAAUAACUUUUAAUUGUAAUUUUUAUAAAAAAAAAUGCUCGUUGCAUAAAAUAACAAUAAUAAUCUCAACAUUAAAUUUUUGUAUAAUUUAAAAUAUAUUAAUAUUAUACAUAUAAAUCAGUGCAUAAUAUACUACAUCUAAUUUAUUA
Messenger RNA from Aphis gossypii (cotton aphid), 1698 nucleotides. Its product is annotated as profilin-like. The transcript has 4 exons. NCBI's taxonomy places the organism in Eukaryota, Metazoa, Arthropoda, Insecta, Hemiptera, Aphididae. Gene Ontology annotation, cellular component: cell cortex. The record is from RefSeq and is a predicted model, not a curated record. Gene Ontology annotation, molecular function: actin monomer binding. Bases 280 to 663 code for a protein of 127 amino acids.